Protopolystoma xenopodis is the source of this 450-nucleotide messenger RNA. The record is from the annotation of a GenBank genome assembly. NCBI's taxonomy places the organism in Eukaryota, Metazoa, Platyhelminthes, Monogenea, Polystomatidea, Polystomatidae.
AUGUGUCAUGUAGGCCAUCCGUGCGACAUAGAAUCAAGCCCACGCCAAUGGGCUAUAGCAGAGUCUCAUGGCUGGGGCAAAUGGCCGGAGUCAUGGCAGAAGCCGGGUACCUUGACUCUACUCCAUAUCCCGCUUCGGGUGCACAAGAGGUCACCAGUCACCAGUCACCAGUCGCCAGUCACAGUCACCCAUCAUCCGUCACCAGCCUCCAACCCUCAGUCCUUGGUUCGAGAUAUGCCCAAUUCGGCCUGGUGCUGGCUGGCCGGCCAGUUGCCCCCUGGCCCUAUGAAUUUUACUGCUCGCACAGCCGGUAAACUGCUUUCCCAGCCGAACUCUACCAGCAGUUCUGUGAGGUCAAGUUGUCCGUCUGCCCAUGCCCUCUGUCAAUGCACAUUUGCUCUCGCCACCUUCUCGUCUCUGCUGCCAUCGCGACGGUAUCAUCGCGUCUGA